This is a messenger RNA of Phoenix dactylifera (date palm), 1586 nucleotides long. RefSeq lists its product as uncharacterized. NCBI's taxonomy places the organism in Eukaryota, Viridiplantae, Streptophyta, Magnoliopsida, Arecales, Arecaceae. The record is from RefSeq and is a predicted model, not a curated record.
AGGGGCGGUGGAAGAAUUUACCAGAAUUCUCUAAUCGACACAGAAGAGAUGGGGUUUUAGGAGGAGGAACGAGGAGAAGGUUUCGCAUUCACGGAGUAUGAAAACCUGAGCAAAUAGUGAAGGAAAAGAAACCGAUCAAGAACGAUGGACGCCAUGGAUACCGACACGGCGAGCAAUACCCGGGAUAUGGGGGAGAAGGAUGCCGGGGACGGGCCGGCCGGCGGCCAUCGCCGCGACGCCCACGAGAGCGCGUGGAAUCUACUCGCCUUGGCCCGCCAGCUUAUCGACCAGGGGAAGCCCUCUCUUGCUCUCCAAACCGUAUUGGCAGCCAUGAGAUCUGAAGGUGGAGAACAAGCUGUCUUCCAAACUCUAAACUGCGCACGUGAGCUCUACAGGAACAAAAUGCAGGCUAAUGCUGCUGCGGACGAACUGGCCUCCUUGUUUGCAGAAUGUGUUAUAGCUCAAGCACAGCCUAUAAGAUCUGACCCACCACAACCUCAUGCGGCUGUUCCUUCUACUCUGCUUGAUGCUAAUGACACUUCCAUUCUUGCAAUGACUGGGAGGAAGCAGAUUAUGUUGGAAGCCUUUGCAGAUGGAAGUAGCUUUGUCUGUCUGCAGUGUGGAGGCCUUGUCAGCAAUCUACGCAAGGAGGAACAUCUGUCAUACUGGUGUAGUCAGCUUGAUCAGCGGUACAAGGUUGGUUAAAAGUCAUCUUCCUGCCUGUAAGCUGGUUUUCAAUUAACCACUCAGAUGAACAUUGACGUUUUUCUAUUGAACAAAGCCUGCUAGUGCUGCACAUGGCGGUGAUGAACUCCUUCGGUUCGUAAAAUGGUUGCUGCCACUGCGGUUGCAAUUAUUUGAGAUGAGCUGAUUCACCAUCCAUCUCUUUGGAAAUUACACAUGAAAUUUGUAGUGGCUUUACAGAAUUCUCUAUGGUUCUGAUCAUAUGUGGUUGGAUUUGGUUUCUUCCGUCAAUGUUCGACGAGUUUGGUUGCUUUGGCUAUUAGAAUGGAGUAUGCCUUCUUGGGUUGGUUGUUAUUUGUCUUAGCUAGUUGGAUACUUUUAAUUGGACUUGGAUUUAUGUUAUAUGGUAAUUUAAGAAAGAAAAAUUAGUGUUCGGUUGAGUGUUAUCUUUGUACUGGAAGGAUGAACUGGGUCUGCAUGAUUGGGUUAAUGGAACCUGUUUUGGGGCUGAGAAUCUCUGGAGGUUAAAGGAUAAAAGGUUAAGGCUUCUUAGGCUUUCGUCAAAGGAUUAGAAUUAACCUUUGCUGCCUAUGUACAUAUUUGAUUCAUGUGACAGGCCAAAGAAAGGAGGUUUAAUGGACCGCUAUGACUCAGUUUAUGAUAUCGUCUUGAUUAGUUCCAGACAUAGACAGGCUUGUGUGGUUCAAAAUAGUACUUGAUGGAUGGCUGUAAUCCUGGAUGGAUCUAUACAUCAAUGAAAAAACAUCUAAAUUAACUCAAAACCAAAAGUGACAUAUUUUAGAGUUUUUUUUAUGCAUUUAUUAAAUUGAUAAAUGCUAGAGUUUUAAAGAAAUGCCACCACACUUGGCUUGAUAUAUAUUUUUAGAACAUUGAAAUCAACU